Molecule: messenger RNA, 3857 nt
Organism: Cajanus cajan (pigeon pea)
Lineage: Eukaryota; Viridiplantae; Streptophyta; Magnoliopsida; Fabales; Fabaceae
Biological process (GO): negative regulation of DNA-templated transcription; regulation of transcription by RNA polymerase II
Cellular component (GO): nucleus
Molecular function (GO): transcription corepressor activity; acyltransferase activity, transferring groups other than amino-acyl groups
Source: RefSeq, a predicted model, not a curated record
AACAGUGAAAAAGAAAGAACUGAAGUGAGUGUUUGUUUUCCCAUGAAGAGUGAAGCGAGAUGACAGAACCAGAAUUGUGUUCCUUCGUUUAACGUAGUGGAUUGUUGCCGUUCCCUUUCUCUACGUCGUUUUGGAUCGUUCAUGAGGCUUCUUGCCAAAGCGUGUACGUGCCAUUCUCAAUUGUCAUGUCUCUGAAUCCGUCUCCAAUGGAUGUUGACAGUUUCAAGUGUUGUGGAAACAAAAAGUACAGAAGAGGGUCGAGGAAAAGAAAGCUUCUUGUCAAUGAGAGAGUCGAGGUGAAGAGUGUGGAAGAGGGUUUUCUGGGUUCAUGGCACCCGGGGACGGUGAUCCGUUGUGAGAAGCAGAAGCGUCAUGUCAAGUAUGACAACAUUCUGGAUGAUGAUGGAUUAGAAUAUCUUGUGGAUGUGGUGUUUGUUUCACCUGUUUUGGACGGUGUUUGUUCUUCUUCGGAUUCUGGCAAUGAACGUGGAUACAUUAGACCACUGCCUCCUCCUCUUGAGUUUGGGGAGAAGGACCUUCAAUUUGGUCGCUGUGUUGAUGUGAAUUAUCAAGAAGCCUGGUGGGAAGGUGUUAUAUUUGAUCACUGCAAUGGAAUGGAUGGGAGGAGCGUGUUCUUCCCGGAUUUGGGUGAUGAGAUGAAGGUUGGAACUCAUCAAUUGCGGAUAACUCAGGAUUGGGAUGAAGACACCGAGAAUUGGCAGCCGCGAGGGAAGUGGGUGUUCCUUGAAUUGAUUGAGGAGUGCGAGAGAGAGUCCUUUAUUGCAGUUUCAGUGAAGCAAAUAUGGUAUGAUGUAAGGGCUAGACAGGAUUUUGACAACAUAAAGCACUGGGCUUAUAAUGUUAAGGACUUGUGGAGAGACCUUGUACUGGAGGUGGUUGGUGAUUACUAUGCUCUCACACUAGAAGAAGUUUUCCCUGCCUUAAACCUUCCGGAGGAUUUCUUGAAAGAAACACCAGAACUGAAGUCAGUUGAACCUACUGACAACAUUCAUUGUGAUGCUGGACAUAGCAAUGUAUUUGGUUCUGGCAUUGGAGUGUCUAAUAGCCCUAUGGAAAAUGGUGAUGCUUCAAACUUGUUGGAUAGUGAUGAAAAGUGUGGUGGAAUCAUUCCCCUUCAAGAGGGAUGUGAUAAAGAUCCUUCGGUGGAUAGGGCAUCUGAGAAAGGAAUUAUUUUGAAGGAAGAUCCUGUAUCUCCAGUUCAAGAGAUCUUUCCUGACGAUGGUGAAGUAACUCCAGAUGCUAGCUGUAGUGGAAAGAAGAGAAAACGUAGAAGCUCAUCAUCCAUAUGUUGGAAACCUCUGAUACUGACUAAGGUUGAAUUCUGUCCUGAUGUUAUUAAUCAAUAUAUAAUAGGAUAUGGGAGCAAGACUAUAAGGGAACUUUUGAAGACAAAAGUAUGGAAACAUCUUGGAUAUCUUGGAUGGACAAUUGAGUGGGCUGAAAAUAAAUACAUACGUGGGCGAGGAGGACGGUACAGGUACAAGUCACCUGAUGCACAGGACAAGAAGGUUUACACCUCAAUUAUUCAAGUUUUGACACACAUGCAAAUGGGAUCCAGCAUGAACUCUGUGCAGGCCCAAAUUGAUCACAAUAGGAUGCAUUCUACAAAUGACACUAAUCCUUCAACUCUGCUUUCAGAUCAACCCCAAAAUGACCAAGAUAUUCUUGUUUGUCCUUCAAAUGGGGAACCUUCUCAUAUUGAAGUCGUAGAUGAACCGGAAUUUUGUCCUCAAGCUGUUGUGAAAUAUUACUUGAAUUCAUCAGAGAAACGUUGGGUUGAUAAAACAAAAUGGAAACUGAAAGCAAAGAAACAUUUGUUAGCGGAAGGAUGGACCUUUGACUACCCAACUAAGAAAAGAAAGACAACUUUGUACAACUCUCCGCAGGAUCAGUGUUUGGGCACACUUCGUGGUGCAUGCAGACUAUACAUUAAAGAAAAGAUUCCUGAAUGGACUAAUUCUGGCAUGAUAUCUUUGAAUGCCCCAACCAUGAAAGAGGAAAGUGUUGGUGAUGUUGGUAGCGAUGAUCUAUUCCAAAAUUUGUCCCAAUUGCUUCAAAAAGAGCCAGAAUUGCUUACUGCUUCACCAGUAAGUAGAUCAACUGAGAAUAGAAACCAUAAACGGACCAGGAAUGCAAAAGCCAGCAUGCCAAAGCGCCGCAGAAAAGGAUUUCCUACACUGGUCCUAAGAUCAAGCAAAAGGGUGCAGAAGGUGUCUGUCCCUAGUCCGUCACACCAAAGACCUCAAAAUGUUCUGUCUUGGUUAAUAGAUAACAACAUGGUGACACCAAGAUGUAAGGUCUAUUGCGGAGCAGGAGUUGAGAACCCUGUUGUAGUUGAAGGGAGAAUAACUUAUGAUGGAAUCAAGUGUAGCUGUUGUAAGAAAAUAUACGGUCUUGCUGGCUUUUUAAAUCAUGCUGGUGGCAGUAGUGGCUGCAGGCCUUCUGCAAGUAUCUUUUUGAAGGAUGGUAGGUCACUCUUAGAUUGCAUGAUACAAGUAAUGCAUGAUCAUAGAACAAGGGAAGAUAUAAAGAGACCAUGCGUUGAUCUGUGUGAGGGCGAAAAUGACAACAUUUGUUCUGUCUGUCAAUAUGGUGGUGAACUUAUUUUAUGUGACCAAUGUCCAUCUGCAUUUCAUAGGACGUGUCUUGGAUUGGAGGAUAUCCCUGAUGGUGACUGGUUUUGUCCAUCAUGUCGUUGUGGGAUUUGCGGCCAAAUCAAAAUGGAAGGGACUGAGGAUGUACUUUUUCUUACUUGCAUUCAAUGUGAACAUAAAUAUCACGUUGGAUGCCUGAAAAAUAGAGAAAAAGAUGAGUCCAGAAGAUAUAUGGAAAAUUGGCUGUGUGGAAAAGAGUGUGAACAGAUAUAUGCAGGCCUUCAAAGUCUAUUAGGAAAGCCAUUUGUAGUGGGUGUGAACAAUCUAACUUGGACUCUGGUGAAGUUUAUCGACUCUGAGAGUUGCAGUGGUGGUAAUAUUAAGAAUGACUUAUUGGCAGAGAAAUACAGCAAAUUCAGUGUUGCACUUUCUGUGAUGCAUGAGUGUUUUGAGCCCCUAAAGAACCCUUUCUCUAGUAGAGAUAUCAUUGAUGAUGUUAUAUUCAACACUAGGUCAGAACUUAAUCGAUUGAGUUUCCAGGGUUUCUAUACCAUACUUCUGGAGAGAAAUGAAGAAUUGAUUAGUGUCGCAACUAUUAGGGUAUUUGGACAUAAAGUAGCAGAGGUACCUCUUGUAGGUACCAGAUUACAAUAUCGUCGACUUGGAAUGUGUCGGAUUUUAAUGAAUGAGCUUGAGAAGAAGCUCAUGCAGCUGGGAGUGGAGAGACUAGUCUUGCCUGCUGUUCCCGGUGUGCUAGAAACAUGGACAAAUUCUUUUGGCUUUGCAGAGAUGACAAAUUUUGAGAGGUCACAGUUCUUGGAUUAUGCUUUCCUAGAUUUUCAGGAAACCGUCAUGUGCCAGAAGUUCCUGACAAGGAUUCCGUCUCCCGAGUCAGGUUUAACAAGAGACACACAUUCCAAACCACCAGAAGUUCUCACUCUUAAAUGUAGAAUUGAGUUUGACAAGUCAAGUUCAGCAUCUGAAGUGGACCAAGCUGAAGAGAUUGACAAAAGUGGGAUGAAUCUGCAAGUGAUGGAGUAUGCUUCACCUUUGCCUAAUUCCUAACCCAAUCUGAUAUUUUGAGACAGAUAGAAUCUAAUGACAAGUUGACAUUGUGGAGUAUUGAUCUGGGAAAGGAAACAAGACUAAAUAAAAUUGAGAAACAAACUCAAAUUUCGAAUUUUGUUUUUUUAUUUGUUAUCAUAAGUUAGAAGUGUAGAGUACAGUGUAAAAUUAUGAUGU